This is a messenger RNA of Micropterus salmoides (largemouth bass), 11085 nucleotides long. RefSeq names its product SH3 and multiple ankyrin repeat domains protein 2-like. NCBI's taxonomy places the organism in Eukaryota, Metazoa, Chordata, Actinopteri, Centrarchiformes, Centrarchidae. The transcript is spliced from 26 exons. Gene Ontology annotation, cellular component: postsynaptic membrane; postsynaptic density; dendritic spine. Gene Ontology annotation, molecular function: synaptic receptor adaptor activity; ionotropic glutamate receptor binding. The record is from RefSeq and is a predicted model, not a curated record. The coding region runs from base 421 to 6216 and encodes 1931 amino acids.
UCCGUGUCAGGCAGGGAGAUGUGUUGCUCGGAGCCGCGCUGGGUGUCUGUCGCCUCAGAUUGAAUUUCAGCGCGCCAGCAGUCGGGUUUCUCUGCGGGAGAUCAGGUUUAAAACGCGCCCGCUGCCUCUCGCUCCUCUCCCUCCCUCGGCGCUGCUCUUUUCCUUCCGUCCACAGCUCCACACUUUGGGUGGAAGUUUUCCCCGGCAGAGCUGGUCCACCGUCCGCGGUGCGCUCGGAGAGUCGGAGGCAUGAGGCGACAUUAGGCGCAACUGAACGAGAGAAGAAGGAGAGAGGAGCGCAAGGCGAGGGGAAUAAAAGGGUCUGACUUAACCAGGACUGGAACCAGGGACGACGUCCAAGGGAGCCUGGGUGCAACAGUGGAACCUCCUCCUUGAGAGAACUUUUCUCCUCUGGAUGUUAUGGCUGAAAUGCAGAAUCCGCCGGGCCUGCUGACUAUGCCCCGGAGCCCCACUUCUAGUGAGGAUGAGAUGGCCCAGAGCUUUUCCGACUACUCCGACGACUGUGCCUCCGACAGCUCCCGCGAAGAGACCAUUUACGAGACCAUAAAGGCCACCGCCGAGCCACCUCAGAACCACAUGGACGACAUUCACAUAAACACGCUGGUCAUCCGUGUCCUCAUCCCCGACCUGCAGCAGACGCCGUCUCCCGUCCUAGCACACCGCUCUUGCAUCCAGAUGGAGACCCAUCUUUUCAGCGCUUAUCUUGCUAAAGAUUCAAAGAUUGGACACAAUGGCGGACUUGAGAAAUGCAUGCGGUUCAACCCGGAUGCGACGGUCUGGGUUGCCAAGCAGCGGAUCCUGUGUACCCUUAAUCAGAGCCUGAAAGACGUGCUCAACUAUGGGCUUUUCCAGCCAGCUAGCAACGGGAGGGACGGCAAGUUCCUGGAUGAAGAGCGCGUCCUUCGAGAGUACCCCCAGCCAAUCAGCAAGGGUGUCCCGUCUUUGGAGUUCCGUUACAAGAGCAGAGUCUACAGGCAGCCCAAUGUGGACGAGAAACAGAUUGCCAAGCUUCAUACAAAGGCCAAUCUGAGGAAGUUCAUGGACCUCAUCCAGCAUUAUCAGGUGGACAAAGUGUCUAAGUUGUUGGAGAGAGGCUUCGAUCCCAACUACCAUGACAGUGAGACUGGAGAGAGCCCGCUGACAUUUGCAGCUCAUCUGGACAAUGUGGUGGAGAUAAUUAAGGUGCUGAAGAACGGAGGAGCUCACCUGGACUUCAGAGCCAAAGAUGGCAUGACUGCCCUCCACAAAGCUGCACGCUCCAAAAACCUGGUUACACUCACGACGCUGCUGGAGUUAGGAGCUUCACCAGACUACAAGGACAGCCGUGGUUUGACUCCUCUGUAUCACAGCGUGGUCGUGGGAGGAGACCCGGGCUGCUGCGAGCUCCUGCUGAACCACCAUGCUGUCGUCUGCUGCCAGGACGAGAACGGCUGGCAUGAAGUUCACCAGGCUUGUCGUCAUGGUCAUGUGCAGCACCUGGAGCAUCUGCUGUUCUAUGGAGCAGACAUGGGGGCCCAGAAUGCCUCGGGAAACACUGCUCUACACAUCUGUGCCCUAUACAACCAGGAUAACUGUGCCAGAGUGCUGCUUGUUCGUGGAGCUGACAAAGAAGUGAAGAACUACAACAGCCAGAGUCCAUUUCAGGUCGCCAUUAUUGCUGGAAACUUUGAGCUCGCUGAACUCAUCAAGAACCACAAAGAGACAGAUAUAGUGCCUUUCCGCGAGGCUCCAGCCUACUCCAAACGCCGCCGGGGUCUGUCUUCUGGCAACGGCAGCGGAAACGAUCAGUCCCCGUCCUCGUUAUCAGCGCCACGGGUCCUCCUGCGCUCCAACAGCGACAACAACCUAACAGUCGGUCAGUACCAGCAGCAGCACGGUUCUCCUGGAAACUGGGCCCCCCAUCUGCAGCAGCACCAACAAGCCCAGCCCCACCUGCACAGGGCCCCCCAGCAGGGUCACUCGCAGCCUGGCUCCUCAGCAUUGCAUCGCAGCCUGUCACCCCAGCUGCUCCAGCAGAUGCCCAGCGGCAGCCCCAAUGGCAACGUGGUGGUCCGGACCAUGGGGAGGGGGGCAAGGAGCCGGUCGCCCUCCCUCAGCCGGCUGGGGGAGGAGGCACGACGGGCUCUACCUUCACAGCGCCAGCCAAGUCCCAGCAGUCAUGGUGAGGCAGUAGGCACCAGAAGGAAGCUGUACAGCGCGGUUCCUGGGCGACAUUUUGUGGUGGUUCGUCCUUACACCGCCCAGGCCGAGGGAGAGAUCAACCUCUACAAAAGCGACAGGGUCAAAGUUCUAAGCAUCGGAGAGGGAGGUUUCUGGGAGGGCAGCGCCCACGGCCAGGUGGGCUGGUUUCCAGCCGACUGUGUGGAGGAGAUCCCGGCCAAGGCCACCGAUGAGAGGAGCUAUUCCCGAGCGGACCGCGCUGACAGACGGAAGCUCUUCAGACACUACACUGUGGGCUCCUACGACAGCUUUGAUGCCUCCAGUGACUGCGUGGUGGACGAGAAGACGGUGGUGCUCCAGAAAAAGGAGAAUGAGGGGUUUGGCUUCGUCCUGCGAGGGGCCAAAGCCGAUACGCCCAUUGAGGAGUUUACUCCCACACCUGCCUUCCCCGCUCUGCAGUACCUGGAGUCUGUGGAUGAGGGAGGAGUGGCAUGGCAGGCGGGGCUCAGGACGGGGGACUUCCUCAUCGAGGUAAACCAGGAGAAUGUGGUGAAGGUGGGCCACAGACAGGUGGUUAACAUGAUCCGCCAGGGAGGCAACCGGCUCCUGAUCAAGGUGGUGACAGUGAGCCGGAAUCUGGACCCCGACGACACAGCACGCAAAAAAGCUCCUCCACCACCAAAGAGAGCCCCCACCACAGCCCUAUCUAUGCGCUCCAAGUCGAUGACCUCUGAACUGGAGGAACUUGUGGAUAAAGCCACUCUAAGGAAAAAGAAAGGUGACAAAGUCGAAGAAAUGUCACAUGCCCAGAAGACCUCGCCUGUUGAUAUGAAGAUUGCCACAAUCAAACCACGCCCAUCCAGUCGCUGUUUGGUUACGGCAGCUGAUAUGAAUUCUAUGUAUCAUGACCGCCAGGGAGUAGCAGUGGUGCCACCCACUGUGCCAGGGGCCUUCCUGGGGAUACCUGAGAAGGGCACUAUGAAAAAGCAAAAGUCCAUAGGUACAACGGAGGAUGAGAAACAGGGAUUCCUCACACCUCCCCUACUCAAGUUCUCUCGCAGCCUCUCUAUGCCUGACACCUCAGAGGACAUCCCUCCUCCCCCAGCCAUUUCACCCCCUUCGCCACCUGCCUACAACUCAGCUGCUGGCCCUAUACCCAAGAGUUACGGCACCACACGGCCCAGCUUCACCCAGAACUCACCUAAUGCAGUAACGACCAUUAGCCGAACCACUGAUGUUGGCACGUUAAGGCGUGGGUAUUUCCGCCAGAGCUCGGAGCAUUUUGAGAGCACACGCACCCGAGGGCGCACGCCAGUGCCGGAGAAUCCAUACUCUGAGGUGGGCAAUAAGACACUGUAUGUGCCAGCAAAACCAGCUCGAAGGAAGGGCAUGCUUGUAAAGCAGCCCAAUGUUGAGGACAGCCCAGAGAAAACAUGUCACAUGCCAGCAAGCCCCUCUGGCCCAGUUUCCAUGCCCACCACGCCUGUAGAACGAACGUGCUCCUCCAUCCCCAUCCCCACCAUCAUCGUUAAGGAGCCCUCCACCAGCAGCAGUGGCAAGAGCAGCCAGGGUAGCAGUAUGGAGAUUGAGCCCACCACUCCUGAACACCCACCCCUCACGCCCACUGUUGGUGGAAGUGGAGGUUUGCGUCCUGAUGACCUGUCUCUAAGCAACCCCUUUGCAGCAGCAAUUGCCGGGGCGGUACGGGACCGGGAGAAGAGGCUAGAGGCAAAAAAGCACUCAAUUGCCUUCCAGUCAAUAGACAUAGGGGAUGAUGAGUUCAGUAGUCCCACACCAACCCCUCGCCUUCGCCAGUCAAAGUCCAUUGAUGAAGGCAUGUUCAGUAGCGACGAGCGGCUUCGAAGGAUAUUGGCUCCCCCUCCUGCAGCACAGCUCGGGCCUCCUGUUGGGGGUGGUAGUGGCAACAUGACAGAUUUUAACACUCCUGAGCCUACAGUGGUGCGGGAGCCUCUAAACACCAGAACGGGCCAGUGUCCCAACCUGGAUAGUCCUGUUAGUCUCCCAGCAACUCCUCCUAAGAGCCACUACAGGGCCAAUGGGACCUACCUCCAUCCUGUCACCGGCAAGCCCUUGGACCCUAACUCUCCACUAGCUCUGGCCCUGGCAGCUCGUGACCGGGCCAUGAAGGAGCAACAAAACCAUCCUCAGAAUCAGCCACAAAAUCCUCCUCAGGUUCAGCAAACCCCAAAGCAUGAAGGCCAGUCCCUCCCAGUUCAGCCAAGCCACAAACCAGACCUCAACCAACCUCUGUUUAUUGACACCAAACUACGCUCCGGGAUCGAGACCAGUUUUGCUGCAAUCUCUACCGCAACUAUGGGGCGACCUGGCCGAGGCGGCCUGCGGAGGCAGAUGACGGAGCAGAAGUAUGAGUCUGACGGGGCACGGGAAGAACGGCAGCAUCUCGCAGUUGAGGAGAGGAAAAGUGCGCCAGGGGAUGUGGGAGACACAUCACAGCCUAAGUCAACCGGGCUGCUGAUGGUCCACACCAGCACAGAAGCAUGCAACAAGGUGAACAACCAAGAGUCAGAGGGGCAGGACAGCAACAGGCCAUCUGAGCUAAAAGACCCCAACCAACCCGAUCCUCUCAAAGCUCCAACACUAUCUACCAAUCCCCAGCCACCAUCAUCACGGAGGAGGAGCAUUCCUUUAGGCGAGUCCAUGGAUGAACCAGUAAAGCUGCCCUUCCGCAUCCCCCCUCCCCCACUGGCCUCUGUUGACAUUGAUGAGGAUUUUGACUUCACAGAGCCCCUCCCCCCACCGCUGGAGUUUGCCAACAGUAUUGACAUUCCUGAUGACCAGGCUAGUGCCAUUGCCGAGAUGCUUCAGCAACAGAGACGGAAUGGUGGACCUCAUCUACCCCCAUACCAUGCUCACGCCCCACCUCCUGUCACUGAUCAACACAAACGGGUGGUGAACAGUAUGCCCCCCUCAUAUCCUCCUCCUCCGCCUGACCCAGAGUCAGGGGUGGGUGACUCGGGCAUUGAAGAGGUAGACAGCCGCAGUAGCGGGGAUCCUCUGCACAUGGAGACCACCAGCACCGUUUCCAGCAUCUCUACCCUGUCAUCAGAGGGAGGCUUCUGCGACAACACUCUGGAGAGCCUCUAUGCCACUGCAGAUGGGCAUGCCUUCCUCGUGGAUCGGCCCCCUGUGCCACCCAAACCCAAGGGCAAGUCUGUCAUUAACAGAACAUCGCUUUAUCAUGACGCGCUCAUUGAAGAGGCCCCAGAGUCCUAUGGGUCACCCCCUCAGGCUCCUCCCCCUCCCCCUUCAUCCUCUGAACCUCCUAGGACUCCUACUCAAAGGACAUCCAAGCUGUGGGGCGAUCAGCCCCCUGAGCUGCGCAGCCCCCCAUCCACACCAGACUCCAAGAACACUGUUAUCACCGAGCUGAGCUCCAUUCUGCAGCAAAUGAAUCGCGAUAGACCAACCAAGCCAGGAGAAAGCCUGGACUCCCCCACAGGCACCAGGGGGGCCUUCGGAACAAGGCCUCCCGCAGAUGACUCAGGAAUGCGUAACAACGCUGCCGCCGCUGCUGCCCUCGCCUCCACCCCUCCCAGCAGCCUUCCAUCCCAGAUGCACCCCUGCAGCCCGCCAGACUCCGCCUCCUCCCUCACCCCAUGCUCCUCGCUCCCGCCCUCUGUGUCGCCCACCCUCACCGACGUCUUUGGUCUUCCCACGCCGCCCAUGGGCAGCGGCGGUGGUUACAGCCUGAGCUCUUCGUGCGGCGGCAGCGGGAGCUCACGCUCCCCAUCGCCGCUCACUCUGAUGCAGGCGGUGGCGGCCUCGGGCAAGCCCUUCGCCUCCAAACCCAUGGAGCUUUGGAGCAAACACGACGUGGCGGACUGGCUGGAGAGCCUCAACCUGGGGGAGCACAGGGACGCUUUCCUGGACAAUGAGAUCGAGGGCGCCCACCUGCCCUCGCUGCAAAAAGAGGACCUGAUAGACCUGGGCGUGACGAGGGUGGGCCACCGCAUGAACAUCGAGAGGGCCCUCAAGCUGCUGCAGGACAGAUAAGCCCCGAAGAGACGGGGUGGUGACGUGCGGAGUCAGAGCCGAGGAGAGGGAGGUGUUACCGAUCACUUUUACCAAUCUCUUCAUCAGACAUAAUCUCAAGUCGUGGAACUGGGUAGAAGUUUUGUCCAAGCUGAUGCUGCCUCUUGCUGUUUUUGUCCUCUCUCAUCCUCCGUCGCCCUCAUCUCAGCGCUCCGGUCUCGUCCGCCCUCUUCCUCCUUCCCACCGCCCCGAGCAUCAGGGGAUCAUGGGAUGCCGGGCGGAACUGCAGGGGAGAGAGAAGAGAUUAGCUGCUAUGUCACAUCAAGGAGAGAAAGCAGAGGAGGCCAGUAUGAAGGACAACAAAAGAAAACGGAAAACUCUGGUAUAGCGUGUACUCAAACACCGGGAAAAUACUUGUCUGGAAGUUUAUUUCACAUAAAGACUCGUGCUCACCCAACUGCUUUGGAAUACUAAAGACUUUUUCCAUACACCCUGGUGUGGGUGCAUGAAAAGCCAGCUGAGCUGGUCGUUGCUCCUUUUCUAUCUUUGCUAGAGUUUGUUCAGAGAAUAAUAUUUCUUCACUAGAGUCCUACCGGAGUUAUAUUUCUGGGUGCAUCUAAGGUUGUAGAGAAAAAUUUGAGAUAGACUUCCAUUUUUUGCUUUUCACCUGUUUGUGUCAAAAUAAGAACGUGAGCUGACAUGUUAAAACAAAUACUGAAGCGUAUCUCAUGUCCGUGCACAUCCAGACAUAAACACACACUUUAUGCACAGUGCCGCACACCGACAAAUGAGAAGACACACUGUCGUCACAGACACACACACCCUAAGCAUGUCUACACACCGAUACUGCGAUGGCCUUCUUCUCCUGAGAGAGAGCAGUGCGUGGAGAGAGGCGGUCACCGGAGGAGGAGCUCUGCUGUAGCAGGGGCCCCAAUGCCCCUCGCCAGUCUACACCCGCCCGGUGACCCACAACACCCACAACACGGACAGACAAACGUUGGACCAGAAAAAUUCUCACCUUGAAAUGGUUUUAUCAGCUUGUCUGCCCGCAAAGGGCGUCCGUGUCUCCCGGGGCUUUUCCUUCUAGUGUGCGUGUGCGUGUGCGUGUGCGUGUGCGCGUGCACGUGCACGUGCGUGUGCGUGUGCCAGUGGUUGACCCAAAAUAUCAUUAAGGCCAGUUUAGCUAUUGGGAAACUAGAGCUGUUCUUUACUUUUGUACUUUAAUUUCUUCAUUCUGUCAGAUCUCCCUCCACCAUUAGCAGGUCUACGCUUCAUGCGGCCCCGCGGUAAUGCUAAUGUCUCUAACACCCUGUGUGUAUGUGGUAGAACUUGAGCUUUUUUAGAGAGACCAUUUCAAGGUAUGUUUAAAGUUCAACGUUUGGGGAAACACACUUUUAGGCUUUCUUGCUUCGAGUAAGAUGAGAAGAUUGAUAGCACUCCCAUGUCUGCACACUAAAUGUGAUGCUGGAGCGCCAACACAAGUAGCUUAGCAUAAAGAUUGGAGGCGGGGGAAAACAGCUAGCCUGAGUCUGCACAAAGUUUAAGAACAAAGUCUGCCUACCAGCAGCUUUAAAAGUUUCUCAUCUCUUGGUUAGGGAGCUUGCAGAGGCAUUAGCAGGUUUUAGCCACGCUAGCAUGACACUAUGGAGGACUGUUCAGUCGAUCGGUCCACCACUUCGUUCCAGACUGAAGUAUCUCAACAGCUAUUUAAAGACUGCUUUAAAAUAUUGUACGGUCCCCAGAGGAUAAAACCCAAUGGCCCCUGGUGACCCCUCCAUGAGGUCUUGAGUGAAAUGCAUGUAUUUAUAGAUUGCCAUGAAAUUUGGCUCUUGUGUCCCCCUCAGAAUGAAAUGUAAUAACUUUCCUAACGAUCCUUUAACUUCUUCUAGUGCCAUCACCAGGUCAACAUUUCAGUUUGUCUUUAUGAUGAAAUAUCUGUUAAACAUUCCCAUCAGCCUCAGCUGUGCUUUGUGUUUAGUGCUGAUUAGCACAUGUUAAACUAAACGCUAAACUAAGACGGUGAGCCAGGUAAGUUUACCUGCUAAACAUGUUAGCUUUUAGCUCAAAGCACCACAGAGCCUUAUCAUGGCUGUACUCAUUUAAACUUUGGACAGCCGAGCUGUUUUCUCCUGUUUCCUGUCUUAAUGCUAAGUUAAACUAAUCGUCUCCUGGCUCCACAUUUACAUGAGUGAUUUCAAUCAAACCAUCAGCAAGAAAAUUAUUAGUUAUUUCUUGAUAGCAUUUUACUAAAUUUAAAUCAAGUGUCAAGUCCUUUUGGAGCCCUUUUUUUAGUUUUCACCUAUUUUAAAUAACAGAAUUAUGAACAACCUAGUAUUUAAGAACUAAGACUCACAGGUUGAUGUUUAAAGAGCUAAAACUCAAGUUUUACCAGAGAAAUGACGUAUUUUCUAUUUAGCUAAAUGACUACCUGAACAUUUUGUACAUUGUUCUUUGUUGUUAAUUAAAUAAAAAAAGAGCGAAGUGAUUAAAAGACUUGCUAGCGUCAAGAUAACUCGAGCUCAAAUCCAAUCAAACUGCAUGCCAAACGGGAACAGCUGACCUUGAGUGUUCAGAAAGGCGCCUAUAAAUAAAAUGCAUUAUUAUUGAAUUUAUUUUAGCUCUUUCAGAGGUACAAUUUUGUGGUUGGGAACACAGAGUCAAACUCUUUUAGAUGGAAACAGCCUGUGUUAGUGUGUUUUCAGGCUGGACACGCAACACUGCGUUAACAAAGCUCUUGCAGACUGACGCUGGCGGCCGCUGCAGAAUAGGUCUUUGAAGACAAACAAGAGCUUGUCUCAUAAUUGUGCGGAUCAGCAGGUUAAUGCUUUGUAGGGCGACUUCAGCCAGAUGACACGAAAUCUCGCCGAAGCGUUGGCUUUAAGAACAGAUGGGGGAAUCUGUGGCUUCAGGGUUUAUUGUUGAAUUACGUGUUCACGUUAAGUCCACAUGCCUUGUCCUGCCCUCUGACCACUGUGCAAAAAAAAGUAACAAAUAACCAGAGAAUAACCUGACAAAGCUGGCAGAUGUUCAUCAGCGUGAGCCCUGUGAGAUUAGAAGGGACAGAACCAGUUCUGAUCUGUUGCAGAUGAACUUCAGUCUCUGGAACUCAACUCCGGCCUCACUGCAGCUCCAGCAGUAGAGACCAGAUUUAAACUUUGUUAUAAGGGUCCAAUUAAAAACUAAAUCAGCAUUUAUAAAGCUGGAAAUGUAUGUGUGUCUGCUAGCAAUGAUUAUAGGCUGGUGAGAGUAGAAGUACAGUAUGUGUUGAAAUGUGUGUGUGUGUGUGUGUGUAUAUAAGAGUGUUUAACAGGAUAAAAAUGUCUAUUUGAUUAUAUGUGUAGCUCUAUUAAAAGGUUUAGAGUAAAAGAAGAAGUUAUAUGAAGGUUGAUUUAUAGUUGCCAGAGCUGACCUGAGGACCAACGCAGUGGUCUUACCCGCCCCAUCAUCCUGCAGAGGAUGCCUUAAAUAGCUCACUGUCCCCUCUUCUCCACCACCUGCCCCGCUGUCGGUUGAAUCGCUCUAGAAAGAAUAAGAGCUUGUGUUUUUAUCUCAAAGUAGAUUCUUUCAGCGCACACCUCACGUGUGGUUUGAUAUGUGUUCGACAGUAACCCAGCGUCUUGAAAUAUAUAUCGUUUUAGAACAAGUUCACCCUUAUUUGGUUUCAUAUCACACUCCGCAGCUUCAUGUAGGUGCAGCUUUCGAGGAGACGAAAUGAAACCUACACAAGCUCUGUGUUCUGUGAACAUUAGCCGUACGGAGGCUGGCACGGGACAAUGCUGCUAUAAUCCUGUUCCUGUUUGAAACGUGUAACUUAUUUUAAAAACAAACAGCGAAGUGUCGGAGGAGGAGGAGGAGGUCGAAAAGCACAGUAUUUUUAAAGAUUUGUAUAGAGUUCUAUGAAAUUUUAUAGAGGUUAUCUGAACAAAACACUGACGCGCGGAUUGCCAAAAACAGAAAUACUACAUCGAUAAAAACGUGGAUAUCAUUAGACUUAUGGGUUAUGUAAGAAGCAAUAUUUAUUCUGAAUGAAUCUCCUUGGUUGUGUUAAAAUUAUUUAUUUUCCCAUUUUAAAGUUGCAUUUCAUGAUGCGCUCACUUGUUUUAAUGUUGCCUAAGUAGAGACACUCUACUGCAGAAGUAAGAUAUUUUGGUCAAUCAAGUGACCACAAACCCCAGAUAUCUUCUGACGACCACCAUCUGCCUGACUAGACUUCUCUCAUCUGAAAUCCCUGAGUCUAGAGUGUGUGUAUAAAAAGAAUAAAAUCUGUAAAUUUAAAAAAAUAUAUAUCUGUAUAACCGCAGGCCAUCUUGGUAGGAAACUAUAUGAAACCUAUAUAUAUGUAAACAUACAUAAAUCCACCUAGAAGAUCAGCGGUGGCUGCUGAUUCCUUAAUGUGGAUCAACAGGUCACUGCGCACUUUUCUCUGUGGAAAUGUAGAGCUGAGUAGAUGUAGUAGGAAAUCUUUAAAGAGCAUCACCAGGCCAUGUUUAGGACGGGCAUGGCUCACUAACCCACUUCCACUCCCCUUCAAAACACUGCUCCUACCUUUUAUCAUUGUCCAACAUUUGGGUAACUGUUUCUUUUUCUUCUUUUUUUUCUUUCUUUCUUAAUAUUUUUUUUCAUUAAUAGAUUUUUAUUCUUUGAUUAAGUCUUCAUAGAGGCUAAGAUGUUUUCGGUAAUUUGUGCAAAGACUUGUGUUCAUGUUUUCUAUGUUGCUGUAAUUUUGUGCUACUAAAAAUCAUCAUAGAGUCAACUAAUUACUGAAAUGAAAAGAGAGAGAAUUUUCCUGUAACUGCACUCUUCCUUCGCCCCCUGCCCCCUCAAAUCCUCAAGACUUCUUGUAUGGCAACCAAAUUUCACUGUAAGAAAUAAAUAUAAUAUUGCACUAGU